Molecule: messenger RNA, 630 nt
Organism: Acanthosepion pharaonis
Lineage: Eukaryota; Metazoa; Mollusca; Cephalopoda; Sepiida; Sepiidae
Source: the annotation of a GenBank genome assembly
AUGUCAUUGUUCCUGCGAUAUCCUGACUUUCUGGAUGCUUAUCUAUCUAUCUAUCUAUCUAUCUAUCAAUCUAUCUAUCUAUCUAUCUAUCUAUCUAUCUAUCUACGUCUUACCUUCUUUUUUUCUAUCUAUUUCUAUAUGUCGUUUUCUAUUCAUUAUCUAUAUCUAUCUAUCUAUCUAUCUAUCUAUCUAUCUAUCUAUCUAUAUAUAUAUAUAUAUAUAUAUUCAUUUAUCUAUCGAUCUCAGUACCUUCUUUUUCUAUCUAUCUCUCUAUAUCCUUUUCUAUUCAUUAUCUAUCUAUCUAUCUAUCUAUAUAUAUAUAUAUAUAUAUAUAUAUAUAUAUAUCUUUUCUAUUCAUUAUCUAUCUAUCUAUCUAUCUAUCUAUCUAUAUCCUUUUCUAUUCAUUAUCUAUCUAUCUCUCUAUGUCAGUACCUUCCUUUUAUCUAUCUAUUUAUCUAUCUAUCUAUCUUCAUGAUUUAUAAUCUAUCUAUCUAUCUAUCUAUCUAUCUAUCUAUCUAUAGUGUAAAGCUCUUUUGUGCUUUACUCCAACGCUACUCAGAGUACGUCACGAAAGGCGGCGACGGUACGCGAAUUGUCGUCUGGCGGUUGCCUGCAGCCGACAAAAGCUGA